ACAGCGAAGCACUCACAGCACCAACCAGCAGCCAGCGCGGAAUCCUGCACCACGUGACCGUGUGUUUCACGUGACGCCCCGACGUCACAGGGUCCUUAUCGAGAAGGGGAACUAGCCGCUACUGAGGCCCCGAACGCUCGACACCGAGAAAGUUGGUGUGAGGUUAGAGAGGAGGGCGCUAAACCGGGGGAAGAGCGGAAACCUGCGUGGAGAGGACGGGAAAGCUGAGUGCGGGCCACUGGCACCGAUGAGUGCCACACAUUGUGGUUCUGACGAGUUGGACUUCAGGCUCAUAUUCGGGGAGGAGGCGACACAGCCCAUAGGACCGGCAGUUUCGACAAAUUUGUGAAGACAUGUCCUUGUAGACCUAGGCAUGUGUGAUUUUCAGCCUGAUGACAGUGCAUCAUUUUUUAUCUUCAAUGUAGACCAACCUUUAUCAGCAGUGAAUCAGCCUAUUUCAGUCUCUCAGCAUGGACCUCCACAUCACUGCUCCACACGCACUCCCUCUUCCCGCUUGCAAAAUUAUAAGACUUAUGGCACAAAUGAAAUGCAGGAUUCUAUGUACAGUCAGGCUGGAGGUCCAAAGCCAUUUGAAUGUCCCAGCAUUCAGAUUACAUCAAUAUCUCCUAACUGCCAGCAAGAUACUGAAACCACAGAGGAACUCCACAACAAUUGCUCAGAAAAUGACUACAAUGAAAGACCGUCCCGUGACCACCUUUACCUCCAUCUUGAGCCAUCUUAUAGGGAGUCAUCAUUAAGUCCAAGUCCAGGAAGUAGCAUUUCCUCCAGGAGCUGGUUCUCAGAUGCAUCCUCUUGUGAAUCUAUUUCACACAUCUAUGAUGAUGUUGAUUCAGAGCUCAAUGAGGCUGCAGCCCGAUUCACUUUGGGAUCACCAUUGGCUUCACCUAGCUGUUCUCCCAGAGGGUUUCCCGGAGAUGAGACGUGGCAGCAAAUAGGCUAUGGUACAUCUCUGUCACCCAGACAGUCCCCAUGCCACUCUCCCAGAACUAGCAUUACAGAUGAGAAUUGGUUAAGCCCACGUCCUACAUCUAGGCCUUCAUCCAGGCCUACUUCUCCUUGUGGCAAGAGGCGACACUCCAGUGCGGAUAUCUGCUAUCAAAGUCCUCCUUCUCCCCAUCACUCUCCUACACCAUCUCCCAGUCAUUCACCAAGGGGAAGUAUAACAGAAGAUACUUGGAUCAGUUUGGCAUACACUUCUGUUCCUAAUGCUUCUCCAUCCCAGUGCUUCCAAGAGACUGCUGUACCCCUAAAAACAAGAAAAACCUCUGGAGACCAAAGUGCCACAUUGCUAGGAAAAGUUGAUCUUUGCACUGAAGAUCAAGGUAGUUUAUCUCCAACUCGUGAGACCCCCUCAGAGGAUAAUUCAGGUUCUCCCCAUCUACUUAAGAAGGACUCCUCCAAUGAUCAGUUUUUGUCUGUUCCGUCACAUUUUACAUGGAAUAAACCAAAGUCUGGACACACUCCUAUAUUUCGGACUUCAUCUCUGCCUCCAUUAGAUUGGCCCUUACCCAGCCAUUAUGGGCAGUGUGAACUGAAGGUGGAGGUGCAGCCAAAGACCCACCAUCGGGCACACUAUGAAACCGAAGGUAGUCGGGGAGCUGUGAAAGCUGUUACUGGUGGUCACCCAGUUGUGAAGCUUACAGGUUAUUCUGAGAAGCCUGUAAACCUGCAAAUGUUUAUUGGAACCGCUGAUGACCGCUAUUUGAGGCCGCAUGCGUUUUAUCAGGUGCACAGAAUAACUGGGAAAACCGUAGCUACUGCAAGCCAAGAGAUUAUCAUAACAAGCACUAAAGUUCUGGAAAUCCCACUCUUACCAGAAAACAAUAUGUGUGCCAGCAUUGACUGUGCUGGGAUUCUAAAGCUGCGGAAUUCGGAUAUUGAAUUGCGUAAAGGGGAGACUGACAUUGGUAGGAAGAAUACGCGUGUGCGUCUGGUGUUUAGAGUGCACAUACCCCAGUCAAAUGGAAAAGUUCUCUCCAUACAAACUGCUUCCAUACCUAUUGAAUGUUCCCAGCGAUCUGCCCAGGAGUUACCACAAGUGGACAAAUAUAAUAUAAAUAGUUGCUCGGUUAACGGCGGAGUGGAGAUGAUUAUUAUAGGUUCCAAUAUCAUGCCUGAGUCCAAAGUGAUUUUUGUGGAGAAGGGACAAGAUGGACGGCCACAGUGGGAAGUAGAAGCAAAAAUUGUGGGUGAAAAGAGACAAAGUGAAAUCGUUGUUGAAAUUCCUCCUUACCACAACAAGUCAAUUGUGACAGGCAUUCAAGUUCAGUUUUGUCUAUGCAAUGGGAAAAGAAAACGUAGCCUCUCCCAGCGUUUCACCUAUACCCCAGUUAUACUCAAGAGAGAACAUACUGAAGAAGAGGAUUUACCAUCAACAUCUUCUGUAUCUCUGCCCAAUGUAGCAAGCGUUUCUAAUCAACAAUCCCUGCACUCCGAUAGGUCUUCUGCAGAUCAGAGACCUAACCAGGAUAAUCUCAUGUCUGCUUUGGAUCGAAGUCUAGGAUGCCCUGCUCAGCCUACAUUCUCAACCCUGGUGAAUCAUGGAGUUCCCCGCCUUACACAAGGUAGGAACCUGAAUGAGAGAGCAGAAUGCCUCCCUCCAACGUUACAGCAGUCGUAUCAUGUAUCAGCUUCUGCCACCAGGUCUUCCUAUCCAUCUAUGCAGUCUAAUGUAAUGUACAAUGGACAGUCCAGUCUUCCGUUGAAUUCAGUCCCCACUCAGGGGUAUGAUGCACUGUCAUUUCAGCAAGAAGCAGGUAUUCCUCACUUGGUCAACCAUGGUCAUCAGUCUUUGGCGAUGAUGCAGUACCAUACAUCAAGAUUAAAUUCUUCCACCUCAUCUCCUGCCAUCCUUGAUCCAUUGGUCCAUGCAGUGCAAUCAUCACAUCUCCAGCAGAUUGGUUACUCUUGUCCAAACACUGGUCAAAGUACCAUUCCUUCAUCUUCAACUUCAAGUUCUUCUAUUGGGCAUUUACCCAUUCAGCUUCCAUCUGUCUCUUUUCACCUGACAAAACCAGGCCCUACCUCUUCCCUUACCAAUGCUAAUAAUACAAAUUCAUUAACACACUCGCCACUAUCCAGUCCAUCUUCUCCUCAAAUGCAGCCUAUCCCAUAUGAAUCACCAACAUCAAGUGUAAAGGCUUCAUCACCAUCUCCCACUUCCCUGGUUCAUUCUGGACAACUGCCUUCUCAGACCCACAGCCCUGGACUGGGUAGCCUUUCCCACAAUGUCACUCUUGGGCACCAUGCAAUUCAGGACUCUUCUCCAUUCCACCAUGAUGACACUUCUCUGUCUGUUAAACCUGAGCCUGAGGAUAGUGAUAUGACCUUCCAGUCAAUCGGCUUGCAAGACAUCACUUUGGAUGAUGUUAAUGAGAUCAUAGGACGUGAUAUGUCUCAUGGAGCCACAAGGAUACAAAGAGAAUGCCAUAAGCCCUUGGAGUCUAAUAUACCUGAAACCUGACCAUUGAUUUAAAAUUCUUUGUGGCAGCAGAAAGAAUGACGAGACUACAAUGAAAUUUUGAUGGUUAUCCCUAUUGCGCCCUAAUAUGUAGCUGAAUUUCUGUGCUUCCAGCUUUGUUGCCUUUAAGUCUCCUUGGGGAGAUUUUUUUACUCUUGAAAAUUCUCCAUACUGUAAAUCAUGGACACAAGUAGCUGCUUGCAAGUAUUUUACAGUUGCUGUUAAUUUUCUUUAAGUUUAAGUUGUGGUAAAGUUUAUCUUUUUUAACUGUUAGGAAUUGGACAUUUUCAUCCUUUUCAGGAGUUGUGAAUGGUAAAGCCUGAAAGGAUGUUUAAAGUGUCGCUACCUUUUAGAUUUUUUUCUAAAUAUGAAUGAAUGCCCCAGUUUUUUGCCUGUGUGCUCAGUGAAUUUUGUUCAAGGAAACAUGUCAUGAGCAUCACCCACACUAACCUGUUGGUAUAGGCAUGUAUUGCGGGUGACACUGAUGACAAGGAUGUUUACUGUUUUGCAAUGUGUAGCUCCAUUCCUUCAGGAAGCCCAUUUUUCGGUAUAUGCAACUGAGCUGUCUUGGUGCACUUUGAGCGUUCCUAAGCCCCAGUUGCUCGCUUUCUCCUAGCAAAGGCCUGCCUUAUGAAUAUGAAUAACCGUUCCCCUGUGAAAUCCCUCCAGAGGAGAGAUUUCACUUACUGUCUCCUUUUGGCUAGACUAGUGCAACACGUGCUCAGUACACACUGAAGGGAGGCAGGUUAACGAAAGUGAAAUCUUUCCUAACACGAGAGAGAUUUCACAGGGCAAGGGUUAUGCAUAUUCAGAAGGCAGAAGUUUGCUAGGGGAAAGUGGGCAAGAUGUCUGGGUGCACUUAGGGCUUGGGAAUGCCCUGGAUGCACCAAGCCAGCUCAUUUGCAUAUACAGGCAAAACGGUAUAAUGUAGCAAAUGAGCCAAGUAUCUCAAUAAGGUAAACACCCUUGUUGUCAGUGUAACCUGCAUGACAAGCCAAAUACCAACAGGUUAGUGUGGGUGAUGAUGAUGGUAGAUUCCCCUUAAACACAUAGAUUUCUGCAGGAUAAUGCUCACCGCUAGGGGGGAAACUGAAGACUUAAACCGAAAAAAAAAAAAGUGCUAAUUCAGGGGCAGCCUUGUCUUGUAGAAAUCUAUUCUUUUAUAAAAGCAAACUCUGUAACGGAGUAGCAACAUGUGGGAUCCCUUUUUAGAUAUUUUAUUUGUUUCAUGAGCCUGAACUAGGGCAUUCAUUUUUCUCCAAAAUCUUGUGAUAUUGACACUUUAUUGUAAAAAGCUGCAAUAUAAAAUACAAAUGCAUGUAAAGAAUUUAAAGAGUACUUGUCAUAUCCCACCCAAAAAAAAUGUUGUGUUACUCAAUACCUAUCAGGAUUAGGUACCUUACGCAGUACCUGAUCAUGUACAAAUAGUUGUGUCUAGCACCUAUAAAUACCUUAUUUCUGAUGCUCCCUUGGUUUUUCAUCCUGUGCACUGGAGGGGCUGUAUCCUUACCAUGCAUCAGUCUGCUGUGCUGGGUGUCUUCAUCCAAUCACUGCAGACUGCUCUGUAACCCCCUCCUCUCUGUUUUCAGACAGGAGUGAGCACAGAGGAGUGUUGGUCACCCCCGCACUAAUUGGGCUUUGUCCCAGCCUGUGCUUCAGCUGGGACAAAGAUAAUUCUGCACCUGAACAGGAUUAUGUUUUUUUAUAAGCCAUGAUUUCUAUUAAAAUAAGAUCACAUUUUUUAUUAAGUAUAUUAGAAAGGUUAAUGCUUUAGUAGUUCUUGUAUCUGACAGUGCUCAUGUUAUAAACAGCCUUCCUGUAGUCCAGAAGUUGCAAAAAAAUAAAAUAAAAUAAAGGAGCUAUACUAAUAAAUUUAUUUUCAAGUGUAAUUAAAGGGGUACUCCACUGGAAAACAUUUUCUUUUAAGUCAACUGGUGCCAGAAAGUUAAAGGGGUUAUCCACCAUAAGGUGAUUUUAGUACUUCCCUACCAGAACUGGGUGUUGCCUGUUCUAUUUAGUUCUCUAAACUACACAUCCCACAGUUCCAUGCUUCACAGUUUGAGAUUACUUUCCUUCCUCCCACAUAUCAGCCGCCCCACCUAUUAAAACACAAUGUUAUCUAACCAGGGGGCCUACAGCUGAUGCAAAAUUGAAGCAGGACAGGCUCCCUCUGAUCACCUGACUAGUGAUGUCAGGUUUCAACGCACUGCAACCUGGGAAAUCCAGGGACAUGAGUAAUUUAGUAUGAUAAAAAUAAAUAUUGGGGCUAUAAUUACAUAAGAAUUGUGAGACGACCGUCACACACAGUUACAGACACUAUAUUAUGAACUAUACUAACUCUACAGCCCCUGUAGCAUAGUCAAAUAAAAAAAAUGCCUGGAAUCCCCUUUAAACAGAUUUGUAAAUUACUUCUAUUAAAAAAUCCUAAUUCUUCCAGUACUUAUCAGCUGCUGUAUACUACAGAGGAAGUUCUUUUCUUUUUGAAUUUCUUUUCUGUCUGACCACAGUGCUCUCUGCUGACACCUCUGUCCAUGUCAGAAACUGUCCAGAGCAGGAGAGGUUUGCUAUGGGGAUUUGCUCCUACUCUGGACAGUUCCUGACAUGGACAGAGGUGUCAGCAGACACAGAAAGGAACGCAAAGAAAAUAACUUCCUCUGGAGCAUAAAGCAGCUGAUAAGUAUAAAGCAGCUAAGUACUGGAAGGAUUAAGCUUUUUAAAUUGAAGUAAUUUACAUCUGUUUAACUUUCAGGCACCA
This is a messenger RNA of Hyla sarda, 6236 nucleotides long. RefSeq names its product nuclear factor of activated T cells 3 (gene NFATC3). The record is from RefSeq and is a predicted model, not a curated record. The coding region runs from base 374 to 3484 and encodes 1036 amino acids. Gene Ontology annotation, biological process: calcineurin-NFAT signaling cascade; regulation of transcription by RNA polymerase II; cytokine production. Gene Ontology annotation, cellular component: transcription regulator complex. The transcript is spliced from 11 exons. Gene Ontology annotation, molecular function: RNA polymerase II cis-regulatory region sequence-specific DNA binding; DNA-binding transcription factor activity, RNA polymerase II-specific; transcription factor binding. Lineage: Eukaryota; Metazoa; Chordata; Amphibia; Anura; Hylidae.